CCACCCCACCCCAGUACCCCUUACCUUUUUAAACUCAAAAACUUUCUCCUCCCAUUACUAUCUCCUCUUUCUUUUCCAUAACACACAUAAUUUCACUUCCAACAUAUAUUAUAUCUAUACACACAAUUCUAUAUUAUUUUUUUAUUGAAGAAUAUUACCUUUAGCCUUUAGGGAAGAAAUUUUUUUCAAGAAAGAAUCAACCCAUUUUUGGAAACAUAAUUUCAAACGAGAAAAAGGAAGAAUUUUUGGUGAAUUUGGAGAGUAAAGUUUGUAGAUAAUAAAGAUUCUUCUCCUGUUUUUUUUGUUGGUGUUAUUUAUAGGUAAUGCAUCAGAAGACAUCUGAAGUGCAAAUUGGAAAAGAAAGCAUUUGCUGCAUCUCUUCCGAUUUCAAUCCUACAGCGCCCCUUGUUUCUUCUUCAUCUUCUCUUCAUCCGAAACACCCUUCAAAUUCCCAUAAUUUCAACUCUGGUCCCCAACAUUUGAUUUUCUCAUCUUCUGUGUCACCUUCUUCUUCACCUGGAUAUCAGGAUCAUACUGCUAUUCAAAUUUUCAUUGAUAAUGAUAAUAAUGACGCAAUUUCCCCUACCCCCACCACCACCCCUACCACCAAAACCACCCCACAUAAAAGACCCCUUUUGGGAGUUUCAUCAAACAACCCUUCAAAAUCUCUCAUAAAGACUCCAACUUUAUCCAAUUCUCUUCACAAAUAUCAAUUUUCCUCUGUAAAGGGUCAACACCCAUGUAGAAACUUGAGCAAUUUCCAUUUCUACCCCUGCCAUAUUCGGCUCAUACUCUUUUUUUCUCUUCUGUUCUUCUAUUUCUUGGUUUCACGUCCAAAAACUUCUUUCUUUUUGGAUUUUCUUUCUUCUUUUGCUUUUUCAGCAGCCCUUUUGUUUACACUGAAUUUAGCACUUCCAAGAUUCCCCUCGAUUCGUUUAUUCUUGGCUAAGUCUUUGCUUCCAAUUAAGGUUUUUUCAUCAAAACAAGUGUCCAAGAAUGCUUUACCAGUGUUUUGGUCAAUAGGGUCAAGGCCAAGAAUUGAUAAAAAGGUAAAUACUUCAGGUUGUUAUGUGCAGGCAUACAGUAACGGAGAUGUGUUUGAGGGGGAGUUUCAUAAAGGGAAGUGUAGUGGAAGUGGAGUUUAUUACUACUACAUGAGUGGGAGAUAUGAAGGGGAUUGGGUUGAUGGGAAGUAUGAUGGUUAUGGGGUUGAAACAUGGGCAAGGGGGAGCAGAUAUAGGGGACAAUAUAGGCAAGGACUUAGGCAUGGAUUUGGGGUUUAUAGGUUUUAUACAGGUGAUGUAUAUGCUGGGGAAUGGUCUAAUGGACAAAGUCAUGGGUGUGGAGUUCAUACUUGUGAGGAUGGGAGCAGGUAUGUUGGUGAAUUCAAGUGGGGAGUUAAGCAUGGCCUUGGACAUUACCACUUCAGCUGUUUGCCUAUAGGGAAAUGUGGUGCAUUUUUGGCGUGUGGGCAUCUAUACGAGGAACUCGGGAGCAAAGGCGGAGACAAGAAGUUGUACCGAUUGGCCAAGGUGAGGGAGAGGAAGGCCCGUGACUUGGACCACGUGAAGUGUAUUAAAGACGAGGACGGCAAAGUUUUGAUGGACAAGGCACAUAUUAGACGCAGAUGGUAGACGUACUUCCAUAGACUGUUGAACGAGGAGGGGGACAGAAGUAUUGUGCUGGGUGAAUUGGAGCACUCUGAGAGUUGGCGAGAUUUUGGAUUUUGUAGGCGUAUUAAGGUGGAUGAGCUGGAAGGGGCCAUUCGCAAGAUGUGUAGGGGCAGAGCGAUGGGGCCAAACGAAAUCCCAGUGGAGUUUUGGAAGAACGCAGGUCGAGCAGGCUUGGAGUGGCUCAAUGGGUUGUUUAAUGUCAUUUUUAAGACACAAAAAGGAUCCCUGAGUAACGGAUGUGGAGUACGAUGGUUCCGUUAUACAAGAACAAAGGUGAUAUCCAAAAUUGCAACAAUUAUAGGGGUAUAAAGCUGUUGAGCCACAUUAUGAAAAUUUGGGAGAGGGUGGUGGAAGUCAGGAUCAUGAGUGCGUCUAUUUCCGAGAACCAGUUCGGAUUCAUGCCAAGUGCUCGACUACGGAAGCUAUUCAUUUGGUGUGGAGAUUAGUGGAGCAAUAUAGGGAAAGAAAAAAGGACUUGCACAUGGUGUUUAUCGACCUUGAAAAGCGUACGAUUGAGUGCCGAGGGAAGUUUUAUGGAGGUGUCUGGAGGUUAGCGGUGUUUCGGUAGCGUACACUAGGGUGAUUAAGGAUUAUGUACGAUGGUGCCAAAACUCGGGUGAGGACUGUGGGAGGGGAUUCGGAGCACUUUCCAGUUGUGAUGGGGCUGCACCAAGGAUCGACUCUUAGCCCGUUUUUAUUUGCCUUGACAAUGGAUGUGCUGACGUGGCACAUACAGGGAGAAGUGCCAUGGUGCAUGCUAUUUGCCAAUGAUAUAGUGUUGAUCGACGAGACGCGAAGCGGGGUCAACACAAGGUUGGAGGUUUGGAGGCAGACCUUGGAGUCUAAAGGUUUCAAGUUGAGCAGGACUAAGACAGAAUACUUAGAGUGCAAAUUCGGUGACGGUGCUCAUGAGUCACACGUGGAUGUAAAGCUUGAUACUCAAGUUAUCCCCAAGAAAGGUAGUUUCAAGUAUCUCGGGUCUAUUAUCCAAGGUAACAGGGAGAUUGACGAGGA
Molecule: messenger RNA, 2687 nt
Organism: Nicotiana attenuata
Lineage: Eukaryota; Viridiplantae; Streptophyta; Magnoliopsida; Solanales; Solanaceae
Exons: 2
Coding region: 324-1634 (436 amino acids)
Source: RefSeq, a predicted model, not a curated record